AUGAAUGAUUAUAAAAUUCCGAUAAUCGAGCCAACGAUCGAUUACACGAAGGUUCCACCGAUCAACCAGAAAAGAACUAUUGCAUUUAUUAACCAUUUUAUUGUGCAUACUGUAACGUUUCUCAAUAAAUUUGCAUUAUCAUGCGAAGAAAGAUUAUUCGAGUUUGAAAAUAAGUUGCAGAGAAUAGAAGCUUCUUUAGAAAUUUUAGAAUCUUGGUUAUCAUCUGUUCCUAAUCCAGAACAAGAUCACCAAGACACACAAGAUCCUGUAGAAAAUAAUGACACUACACAGGAAGAAAAUGUACCAGUAAGAUAUGAUGAACCUGAUAAUAUUACACAAGAUGAGCCCAAAACUAUAGUGACUGAAGAACAACCUAUAAAUAAAGAUCCCCGGUAUGAAAAAUAUUUUAAACUGAUACACGUUGGUGUACCACAGGAAGCACUUAAAUUAAAGAUGGAACAAGAAGGAUUGGACUCAUCUGUAUUGGAUGAUACCCAACAAGUAGUUUCUAAGCCAAAGUCUAUGGAUUAUGGUGACAAUGAAGGAGAUUAAAUGUUUAGUAG
Messenger RNA from Dufourea novaeangliae, 563 nucleotides. It is a transcript of the gene CCDC53, whose product is annotated as WASH complex subunit CCDC53 homolog. Gene Ontology annotation, cellular component: WASH complex. NCBI's taxonomy places the organism in Eukaryota, Metazoa, Arthropoda, Insecta, Hymenoptera, Halictidae. The record is from RefSeq and is a predicted model, not a curated record. Gene Ontology annotation, biological process: actin filament polymerization; exocytosis.